AUGAUUUCACCAUGCUGCGGUCGGGCCUACACCUGUCGUUUCUGUCACAAUGAUGCGGAGAAUCACUGUAUCGACCGGCGACAGGUCAUGGAGGUGGUCUGCAUGCAAUGUAAGACGCGGCAGCCAGUGCAGAAAAACUGCCAACAGUGCAAUCUCGAAUUUGGUCGGUAUUAUUGCGCGCGAUGCAAGCUGUUCGAUGAUGACGACAAGCAGCAGUACCACUGUGAAGAAUGCGGGAUCUGUCGCAUAGGCGGUCGAGAGCGGUUCUUUCACUGCCCAGUCUGCGAUGUGUGCCUCUCCGUGCACCUGCAGGGCAACCACAAGUGUGUGGAGCGUGUGUCUCGGGCCAAUUGCCCUGUCUGCUUAGAAGACAUCCACACUUCUCGCAUUCCAUCUCAUAUUCCUCCCUGUGGGCAUCUCAUACAUAGCACUUGCUUCGAUGACAUGCUCAAGAGUGGCCUGUAUGCCUGUCCUGUCUGCAAUACCUCCAUGAUAAACAUGGAGAAGGUUUGGCAACAUCUGGAUGAGGAGACCCAGGGGACCCCCAUGCCCGAUGAUUAUCGGAAUCAUUUUGUUAUGAUAUUGUGUAGGGACUGCCACAAGGAAUCAGAAGUGGCAUUUCAUAUUCUGGGUCUCAAGUGUCAGGAAUGUGGGUCAUACAAUACCUCUCGAAACAAGGGGAAGGCUGUUUUGCGUGUGCCAGGAGUAGAAGUGGAAGGUGCAGAGCCAGUCGAAGGAGGGAAUGCAAGCGAGGGGGCAUCCUCGUCUCGGCCCGAGGCUGAGGCAUCCGGUGAAGCGGAACGUGAUGUGAUCAAAGAAUGUUAG
Molecule: messenger RNA, 825 nt
Organism: Darwinula stevensoni
Lineage: Eukaryota; Metazoa; Arthropoda; Ostracoda; Podocopida; Darwinulidae
Source: the annotation of a GenBank genome assembly